Molecule: messenger RNA, 3175 nt
Organism: Columba livia (rock pigeon)
Lineage: Eukaryota; Metazoa; Chordata; Aves; Columbiformes; Columbidae
Gene: CRYL1
Product: crystallin lambda 1
Exons: 8
Coding region: 155-1105 (316 amino acids)
Biological process (GO): fatty acid metabolic process
Molecular function (GO): NAD+ binding; L-gulonate 3-dehydrogenase activity
Source: RefSeq, a predicted model, not a curated record
CCAAUGGGGGCGGCCGUUACAUGGCGGGACCGUGGGUGUGGGGCGGGUGUGCAUUAGGGCAGAGGUGGCACUGGCGGCCCUGUCCUGGUCCCUGCGCCCGCACUGCCCGGUACCGGCCCCUCCGCCCACGCCGCCCGGCGGCGGCCCCGCAGGCAUGGAGCCCUCGCAGGUUGCCAUCAUCGGCAGUGGACUCAUUGGUCGCAACUGGGCCAUGGUGUUUGCUGCUGGAGGCUUCAAAGUGAAACUUUAUGAUAUUGCACAACAACAGCUAACAAGUGCGCUGGAAUACAUUCGCAAGCAAAUGAAAGAGCUGGAGGAGUCGGAAUCCUUGAAAGGCACUUUGAGUGCGGAGCAGCAGUUGGCUCUCAUUAGCACCUGUACAGACCUGAAGGCAGCAGUAGAGGGUGCUACUUUCGUUCAGGAAUGUACCCCGGAGAACUUGGAACUGAAAAGGAAGAUUUUUGGUCAGUUAGAUCUUAUUGCUGAUGACAAUGUUAUCUUAAGCAGCUCAACCUCUUGUCUCUUACCCAGUAAAGUGUUCACUGGCCUUAAGCACGUUAAGCAGUGUAUUGUGUCACAUCCUGUAAAUCCACCUUACUUUGUGCCAUUGGUUGAAAUUGUUCCUCAUCCGGAAACAGAUCCUUCUACUACAGAGAGAACAUAUGCCCUGAUGAAGCAGAUUGGUCAAUCUCCUGUCAAACUAAACAGAGAAAUUGAGGGGUUUGUUCUGAAUCGGCUCCAGUAUGCAUUGAUAAGUGAAGCCUGGAGACUUGUGGGUGAUGGAGUAAUCUCUCCUACUGAUCUGGACCUUGUGAUGUCUGAUGGACUGGGAAUGCGAUACGCGUUUAUUGGACCUCUGGAAACCAUGCAUCUUAAUGCAGAAGGUAUUUCAAGUUAUUGCGAAAGAUACCGUGAAGGUAUGAAACUUGUUCUGAACACCUUUGGACCAGUUCCAGAAUUUUCAGGUGAAAUUGAGGAGAAAAUCAAUCAGGCAAUAUCUGAAAAAAUUCCAGUUGUUCCAGAAGUCCUGGGUGCCAGGAGAAAUUGGAGAGAUGAAUGUCUCACUAGUCUUGCCAAGAUGAAAAAACAAAUGAAAUCUGAUUGAGGUGCACCUUGUCUAACAGGAGAGACCAAAUGAAGAGCAGAUCUUCAUAAAAUGUGGAAAUUUUUGGCUGUGCGGAAGAGGAGACUGAAUGUGCAACUAAUGAUAUGCACGAAGAUAGAGACCAAUGAAACAUUUGGUCCAAAUUUGUCAUGUAAUUCAUGGAUAACUGGAAACAGUUAUUUAAAAGUUCAGUUAAAAUUUAUCAAAUUUUAUAUAAAUGCAUUACAUGUGCAAGCAUUAAGUAGCUUUAGCAAUAUUAAUAUUGUGCAAUGCUGGAACACAAUGAGGUUUUAAAUAAUGCAUUUUUCAGUUUGCUUAGGAAUUCAGUGCUUGAACAAUAUUUGCUUAUGCAGGGAUCUGAAAUGGGCAAACAUCAGCUGUUUGUCACUGGAGUAAAUAAGCCCUCACCACCAAUCCCUGUGACAGCGAGGUUAAUUUGUAAAGCACUGACUGUAGAUAGGAGAAGGUUGUGUUGAGCAAAGAGUAGAUUCACUGGCUGCUGAGCUGGGACCUCAGCAGCACUAAGGGUCGCUUCAGCUUAGCUCUGUAACUGUCCCACAAUGUAGGGGAGAGAGUCACUCUUCUUUCCCUCCCUUUGGCGCUUCUGUACCUGUAUGAUGAUCUAAGUGUGAGUAAAUAGAGCAGAAUUCCCACCUCAUCCCUUAACUCUGGUUCUGUAAGACUUACCAGACACUGACUCGGUCUUUAAGACCAUGCACUUGAUACCCAUGGUUUUGCCCCCCAGCUUAAGUGAGACGUUUGAUGCUGGCCAUUGGCAUUGCCCUGUUUGAAGACUUGUCUGUGAGAAACAGGAGAUUUUGAUUUAAUAGCUAGUUUGGGAGACAAUACAGUGUAGUGGGUUGGUCUGGACCCUCUCCCAGCCGCCUCCAUGACCGUCUGAGUGAUCUUGGGAAGCCAGUUCACCUCUCUGUUGCCAUGUGUAUUCUGUACAUUACCUGAAGCAAGGGCUACCUCUUUAGGACUCAACUGUAGUGAAUGUGACAGCUAUAGCUGAAGGGACCCCAGGUAUCUGCCAUUUUGCUCCUCUACAGAGGGAAAGGUGCUGUGGCCUAGAUGCAGCUUUACUGCUGCCCUUCCACAGAAGACACGACGUCUCUGUCAGAUACAAGGAUGCAGGAUGCACCUGGAAGUAGUAACAUCCUCAGUUGCUGCAGUGGCGUGUUUUGGUCCACAGCAAAGUGUUGUUAGGAAUGUAUGUACCCUGUGAUAUAGUUGGACUUGGAUCUUAGCUGGAACCUCGGGGCAUUAUUGUUAUGCAGAUAGUAACUCAAAGCAGUGCAUUGCACCCACGCUGCUGGAGUUAAGCAGUUCUGAAUUUGUGCUAACUGGUCAUGUAACCACAGCACAGAUGCAGAAGUUGUAAACUGUCAUUUUGCUAAUGCUCUUGUUUUUACAGAGGGUGCAGCACACAAACAGGUUGCUGAAACUUAAUUAGUUACCAUUUUGAGCUGAACAGCAGAAAUGCCUGUAUGAACAUACCAAUACCACUUAUUUCUGCUUAGAGCAUGGUAGAAGAGAGCUAAGAUAAAUUGUAUUGCUUGACACAAGUGGUGAGCCAAGAACACAUUUCUGGAUGUGAAACAUGGGUUGGGAUGCAAAGUGCAGAGGUUGUCCUAUGCUCCUUUAUAAUCAGUGGAGAAAAAGGAAGAUUUGUAAGCUCAAUUUAGUUUAUGCCAAUAUAGACCUCAAAUUGUCAGUUUAUUCUGUUGCUUUUUGUUGCCACACUGACUGGCUCAACCUGCGUUUGGACAUCUGAAGUCAGGGAGGUCAGUCGUCAAUCCUGAUGCAUUAUUAAGCAAUAUUAACUUAAUUAUGGGGCUGAUUUCCUCAUUUUAUGUAUUUUUUUUUUUUAAUUUCAGACAAGGCUAUAGAAAGUUCCAUAUACUUUCAGGAUUAGACCUGUUUUGCUAUGAGCAUAUGAUAUUGCUAAUUAGCUCACCUUGCUUCUGUGUAUUCUGAGAUUUUUAAAACUUGAUCUUGUCAUCAAAUAUUUGCCUCCACCUUUAUUAUUUGCUUAUGAAUAAAAUAUUUUAAUGAGAAAGAUAUUAA